GGCCUUCGGCGGGGCGCUCAGUGGCCGGAGGACUCCGGGACGCUCCGGCCAGCCGCCCUGCAAGCACAGGCGAACCCGUGGGCGGCGGCACGGCCAGGGGAGACGGGUCGCAGAGCAGAUCGGGUCAGGCACACGCGAGGGCAGCCUCCAAGGCGCCUCCCAGAGGCCCCCGCGCCGCCGGGGUCCUAGCGAGCCGCACCGCUUUCAGCCGCACGUGGCUCCAGCGCGAUGCCCAAGUCCAAGCGGGACAAGAAAGUGUCCUUAACCAAAACUGCCAAGAAAGGCUUGGAGCUGAAGCAGAACCUGAUAGAAGAGCUGCGGAAAUGCGUGGACACGUACAAGUACCUGUUCCUCUUCUCCGUGGCCAACAUGAGGAACAACAAGCUGAAAGACAUCCGGAACGCCUGGAAGCACAGCCGGAUGUUCUUUGGCAAAAACAAGGUGAUGAUGGUGGCUUUGGGUCGGAGCCCGGCUGAUGAGUACAAAGACAACCUGCAUCAGGUCAGCAAGAAGUUGCGGGGUGAAGUCGGCCUCCUUUUCACAGACCGCACCAAGGAGGAGGUGAAUGAGUGGUUCACAAAGUAUGCAGAAAUGGACUAUGCGCGAGCUGGGAACAAAGCCACUUUCACCGUGAGCCUGGACCCAGGGCCGCUGGAGCAGUUCCCCCAUUCCAUGGAGCCACAGCUGAGGCAGCUGGGCCUGCCCACUGCUCUCAAGAGAGGUGUGGUGACCCUGCUGUCUGACUAUGAGGUGUGCAAGGAGGGCGACGUGCUGACACCGGAGCAGGCCCGGGUCCUGAAGCUUUUUGGGUAUGAGAUGGCUGAGUUCAAGGUGACCAUCACAUACAUGUGGGAUGCGCAGUCUGGAAGGUUCCAGCAGAUGGGAGACGACUUGCCAGAGAGCAUGUCCGAGUCGGCGACAGAGUCGGAGGAAGAGGAGAAUGACUGAGCCGGGACCUCUGGACGGCAGGGCUUGGCGGGACGUGUGGCUGUGCCGGGAGCAGCUGCUCACUUGGCUGUGGCUGAAGUCAAGGGAGGGCCACGGGGACUGUGCUUCUGUAAAGAAUAAACCUCCAAGCCGGCGCCGCGGCUCACUAGGCUAAUCCUCCACCUUGUGGCGCCGGCACACCGGGUUCUAGUCCCGGUCGGGGCACCGAUCCUGUCCCGGUUGCCCCUCUUCCAGGCCAGCUCUCUGCUGUGGCCAGGGAGUGCAGUGGAGGAUGGCCCAAGUGCUUGGGCCCUGCACCCCAUGGGAGACCAGAAGAAGCACCUGGCUCCUGCCAUCAGAUCAGCGCGGUGCACCGGCUGCAGCGCGCCUACCGCAGCGGCCAUUGGAGGGUGAACCAACGGCAAAAGGAAGACCUUUCUCUCUCUCUCUCUCACUGUCCACUCUGCCUGUCAAAAAAAAAAAAAAAAAAAGAAUAAACCUCCACCCGCAGGCGCUCCCUGUGGACGAGAGACAUUUCC
Lepus europaeus (European hare) is the source of this 1466-nucleotide messenger RNA. RefSeq names its product MRT4 homolog, ribosome maturation factor (gene MRTO4). Gene Ontology annotation, cellular component: preribosome, large subunit precursor; nucleolus. NCBI's taxonomy places the organism in Eukaryota, Metazoa, Chordata, Mammalia, Lagomorpha, Leporidae. Gene Ontology annotation, molecular function: RNA binding. The record is from RefSeq and is a predicted model, not a curated record. The transcript is spliced from 8 exons. The coding region runs from base 229 to 948 and encodes 239 amino acids. Gene Ontology annotation, biological process: rRNA processing; nuclear-transcribed mRNA catabolic process; ribosomal large subunit assembly.